Messenger RNA from Athalia rosae (coleseed sawfly), 4597 nucleotides. RefSeq lists its product as uncharacterized. Gene Ontology annotation, molecular function: nucleic acid binding. NCBI's taxonomy places the organism in Eukaryota, Metazoa, Arthropoda, Insecta, Hymenoptera, Athaliidae. The transcript is spliced from 4 exons. Bases 1 to 3624 code for a protein of 1207 amino acids. The record is from RefSeq and is a predicted model, not a curated record.
AUGCACACUUACACACGAGGUGUAAAUCCUACCGAGCAACCUCCACGUGGUACACCUUUGGUAAUGCCGAUGCCGGAGUGUAGUAACACUGGCCCGAACACGACUUCAGAGCGUAUGCAGCGCUCGAGAGUCGAGUUACAACAACCUCCACAGGACCCAAUGUCCCCAUACGAUACCGAUAGCACUACCGCCACGGAAGAUGAAGACACAUCCAGCGCCAGCGCACCCGACAGGCAUAGUGACGGGCGGAAAAUCACCAAGAACAAACUAUGUCCCCAAAGUACCUCGGAAACACUGUCGAUGAACAACGACUUGACUCCUUUGUUCGAUGAAUUUAUACACAAUUCAAACAACAUAACACCCACAGCUAACAUUACAGAAUCUAGAGAUGGAAUAUUCACGAAAAACACAAACAUCGUACAUUGCGUACCAGCGGAAGGCCCGUGGAACGACGAUCUAGCGAAAGAACUAAUGAAUAGAGCGAUGUUGCGAAAAGAAACCUUCACGAUUAAUAAACCCGAAACGCGCGGAAUAGCCCUGACGAAGCUCGAAAAUAAAUAUAUCAUCACCCUCGUUAUGAGAGACAAACGCUCAGAUAAAGUUAAUCUGGAAGACCUCUUUCAUACCUUGUCGAGAUUAAAACGCUUAAUAAAUCUACGUAAGAUUGAUGCAUUUUCGUUCACAAAAACAAACCCGGGAUUACAGGAUCUCCGGUGGACUAUCGUCAAAAAAUUAUUCUAUUAUAUAUUCGGGAAAACAAAUGUAAGAAUUAUGCUUUGCACCAACGAAACAAUGAUACCCGACGUAUCGUUACGCGAAGGAAUAAUUAAAGAAUAUCACGAAUCAUUAUUAGGUGGCCACCAAGGCGUCACAAAAAUUUACAACAGGAUUAGAGAAAAUUACCAUUGGCCUAACAUCAAAGCCCAAAUUCAAGACUUCGUUAAAACUUGCGACAGCUGCCAGAAAAAGAAAUUAGUUCGAAUAAAAACGAAAUUACCGAUGAUAAUCACAGACACUCCGGCAGACACUUUUGAUAAAGUCGCACUCGAUAUAAUAGGGCCCCUUCCCGUCACAGAAUCUAACAACCAAUAUUUAUUGACAGUACAAUGUAAUCUAACAAAAUUUUUAGAUGCCAUCCCCCUUCCUAACGCGACUGCCCAAACAAUAGAACGCAGCCAUCUAGUCCUCAUCGAACACAUUGAACACUAUAUUAAGACUGGCAAGGAUUGGGAUAAAUACAUACGCUUCGCGAUCUUCUGUUAUAAUACCGCAAAACACGAAGGGACGGGCUUUACACCGUACCAACUAAUCUUCGGCAAAGAAGCUCAAUUACUAUCAAAUUUCAAAGGCACAGCCGCGACGAGCAACACAUAUGAUACUUUUAUGCUCGACCUACUAGCAAACCUCACCGAUGUUCGCAAAAGAGCGAUACAAAACUUACAAUACGCGAAACAAAGAUCGAAAAGCUACUAUGACAAGAAGAUUAACACGCAACUUUUCGAAGCUGGACAAAAAGUAUUUCUUAUAAACGAAUCACGCUCUAAACUUGAUGACCAUUAUAAAGGCCCAUGCGUUGCGGUCCUGACCAACUACGCCCAUACAUCUUUUACCACAACGACACUCAGUACGAAUCCGGGAAUCUAUUAUGAACAACUACCGGAUCUACGAACAUUCGAUAGCGAGUGGACUCUGAUUAGCUACGUCAACGUUGAAAAUCUUACUUCCAAGUUAGGGAAAUUGGAAAGGUACCAUGACAUACUGUACAACGGGUGCAAAAUGCUCGGGUCAACUUGUGGUGCAAAGGAUGUACUAACACUUUCAAAGAAGAGAUUAUUGACUUUAACCGAAUACCUGCAACAAAUUGGAGACCUCGUAGGAUAUAAAGAAACCAACGAAAUACACGUAAAAUUAUCGCAACUUGCACACGCACGCGUGGAACGAAACUGGUACUACAGCCUCGUCGGAACUAUACACAAGACACUAUAUGGCACGCUCAAUGAGGAAGAUGGAGAAUACUAUAAUUCACAAAUAGACAGACUUUUCAAUGAUACCAAUCAUCUGGCGCUUCUGUUAGCAAAUCAGACCCAUAUCGUCCAAUCAACACUGGGCGCUCACGAACGAAAAAUCGACAACAUUGAGAAACACACCUCAGAAUUAGACGGACAAACAAUAUUCCUCUUUAAUACUUCACACACCCUCAAGACCCGAUUAGAACAAAAUUCCGCGAUAUUAAGCUUCGCGGAACAUGUAAUAACACUGGAGGAAAUGACGAACGAAUAUGAACUGGAUUUAAACUACCUCGUCGACGCAAUCUCAUUUGCGCAAAACGGUAUCAUCCACCCAAGAAUAUUAACACCGAAACAGUUGAUCACCAGCUUACAACACAUCCAAUCAUUGGAACCACUCUUACGAUUCCCAGUCCCUUUGAGGAAUAUAUACGCAGUAGAAUUGAUCAAACUAUGCCAAUUGGAAAUAGCAUACAACGAACCGAACUUAAUUUACGUACUAUCGAUACCUCUUCUGAAUGACGAAACAUUCAACUUAUUCCAUUUGAUUCCAAUUCCAGCGAAACAAAAUUUUGAUAAAUCCAAUAACAAAUUCGCGCAUAUCACCCCAAGUAACGACUACAUUGCAGUAGCCUCGAAUAGAAACUCAUAUUUCCACCUCUCAGAGACUGACUUUUCACAAUGUAAGAAGUCAAGUAACUCAUACAUUUACAAGCAAAACCACCCACUAUACCACACCAAUAAUCAUGGAUCUUGCGAAAUAGAACUUUUCCUUAACAAUCCACCCAAAACUCUUGAAACUUGCGACAUACGCAUAGACAGCUUCGAUGGCUCCUUCUGGUCGAAACUGAGAGCACCGAACACCUGGCUUUACUCUGUCUCGAAACCUGAGACCAUGCAUAUCUCCUGCCCAGAUGUCGAGGCAACGCGUACCACUCUAACUGGCUCGGGCAUAUUAAGGCUUGACAAUAAAUGCUCAGGAUAUUCCGAAGCGAUAACACUGAUUGCCUCAAACGAUAGAACAUCAACGACAUUUAAAUACUACGUACCGGAAUUCGCACUAAACUUAACGGAAAUAUAUCAAAACCUGAAUGCGAACCACACCGUAAACCUCUCUUCGAUUCCCAUGUUUCACAAAUAUAAACCUACUGUAAACAUUGACGAUUUAAAUUCAAAUGGGCUAGCCCUCAGCGACAUAAUAAAACAAGCUACGGAAAUCAGUACGCAUCAUCGCGAUAAACAAGAGACUACCAGUCUGAAGACGGCGCUCACAUACGCUGGCGUAGCGAUAUCAGCAAUAGGAAUACUAUACCUAAUAUACCGAUUCUCAGCAUUCAGUAAAAUUCUCACAAUCUUCAAGCUCUGCUCGUGUAACGGAAAAAAGCGUCACACACGCUCUAAACAUGCAACAUACGACAAACCCAUAUCACUCGAAAUAAUACGUCCUCAUCUUGACGCAAUCAGCUACAAUACAACACGCGAUACACGCCUGAAGGCACUCCCACCACCUCUGCCUACUGUAGAACCCAAACCAGUGCCCCCAAAAGCACAACCACCAACCUUUAUUACAGUGAGAAAACACCCUCUAGAGGUCAGAGAAAUUACGGCAGAUUAUUGAAUACAUCCGUGCCAAAAUCAAUGGUGUAGCCUUAGAGAAUAAGAUACUCAUAGGCUCAUGAAUACCAGCUUUUAUGACCUUCGUAGUUCCUAAGAUUCGAAUAAAACCAAAUUUCCUCUUUCUUCCAUUUCGAUACGAAUAAAAACUAGUAUAUGAGAAAUGAGAUAACAUAUUUGAAAAAUGUACUUUUGGAUCAAAUAAAGGAUUAUUCCAGGCUCGCUUGGUCCACCAAUCAUAGAUUAUACCUAGUGAAUAAGAACAUAGUAUACCUAAUACUGAAUACCAUAUAUAUAUUCUGAAAUUGUGAACAAACUAUGAAUUAGCUCCUAAGCAUAGUACACUACGAUCUUUUAUGUAUUUAGCACUAUCAAUACCUACGCCCUACUUCAUCUCUAUAUCAGGAACAUACCCUUUGUACCAAAGCCUAUGUUCCCUCUAACGGGGGGGGUGUUACGUCUAACGCCUCUCCUUAUCUCAACUAUCCCACACUGAACCCGAUCUCUCACAUCCUCUUCUCCUAUUCACCACUGCAUAUAGAUUUGCAACUAAGAACCGUGCGAGUUGCAUACGGCACCAACGUAUGCAACUCAUUGUCAGCUAAAACCCCCUCCUAAUUCCGAACCUUCCUUCUUCACAUCUUCUCUAGCCAAGUAGCUCUCCACUCCUAACCUUCGAACUAGAAACAUCUUUCUUCUCCAACAAAUCUUCAACAAAGUCAACAUACGUACCAAUAAACAAGUAAAUGUGCAACAUAUCAAUCAUUAGGUCAAACUUUCACACCUUCCUCACUGUAUCCUUUCGGCAAGGGUCGAACCUUUAACAAAUUGUUGUCGCGCCCAAAGUCGCACGUUACAGAGGUGUCGAAAUUGGUGAAAGACUAAAAAAACGCGAAAAAAAAAGAAAACAAAAUCAGAAAAGAGAUAAAAAUUGGAAAAAAAAAAAAAUCAAAAAAAAAAUUGAAAGAAAAAAAAUU